Molecule: messenger RNA, 897 nt
Organism: Eremomyces bilateralis CBS 781.70
Lineage: Eukaryota; Fungi; Ascomycota; Dothideomycetes; Eremomycetales; Eremomycetaceae
Product: aromatic compound dioxygenase
Exons: 3
Coding region: 1-897 (298 amino acids)
Biological process (GO): catechol-containing compound metabolic process
Molecular function (GO): ferric iron binding; catechol 1,2-dioxygenase activity
Source: RefSeq, a predicted model, not a curated record
AUGGCUGAACGUUUCGAUCCGAACUUCACCAAGAUGGUGGUGGAGGCCAUGGGCCCGAAAACCGACCCGCGAACCAGAGAAGUCCUCGGAUCGCUCAUGUCACACAUCCACGACUUCGCUCGGGAGGUGGAGCUCACGAUCGACGAGUGGAUGAUCGGCGUGAAUUUCAUGAACACAAUCGGCCAAAUCAGCACCGCACAGCGAAAUGAAGCCCACCGGAUAUCAGACGUCAUCGGACUUGAAUCCCUCGUCGACGAAAUCGCCCAUAGACACGUCUCCGAAUCCGGUGAAAUCCCCACCUCCUCCUCCAUCCUCGGCCCCUUCUGGAGCCCGCACGCCCCCUUCCGCAACCCCGGCGACAGCAUCAUGCAGGACCCGCACGACGGGCAGGUGACGCUGAUGCACGGGCGGGUGCUGGACCUGGAGACCAAGAAGCCGAUUGCCGGCGCCGUGUUCGACAUCUGGCAGGCGUCGUCGAACGGGAAGUACGAUUUCCAGGACCCCGAAAAUCAGUCGCCGAACAACCUAAGGGGGAAGUUCCGCACGAACGAGAACGGGGAGUAUCAUUUCUACGCGUUGAAGCCGACGGCGUAUUCGCUGCCGACGGAGGGGCCGGCGUUUAAGCUGCUGUCAGCUAUGGAUAGGUCGCCGUGGCGGCCGGCGCAUAUCCAUCUCAUGGUCACACACGCUGGAUACAAGCCUGUCACCACCCAGAUCUUCCCCAAAGAAGACCCCCAUCUCGAGGACGACUCCGUGUUCGCCGUCAAGGACGAUCUGGUCGUCGACUUCGUGCCCCUAGAGGGCGACGAGAAGGCGACGCUAGAAUUGGAGUACAACGUCACGCUUGCCCCGGUGGUGAACCCCAACGCCGAGGACGCCAAUGUCUCAAGGUUAUAG